CCCGGCCAUGGAGUGAGCGCCGCCGCCGCCCGCCGCCCGGCGCCCGAGCUCGCUCCCGCCUGCCGCCCCCGGCCGCGCCCGCGGGCCCGCGCCACCCGGCCGGGCCUGCGACUCCGAGAGACACACCAGAGACGAAUUGAUUGUGGUCGAUUUGGGGGUGACGAGAAGGGAAAAUGGCGAACGAUUCCCCCGCGAAAAGUCUGGUGGACAUAGACCUGUCCUCCCUUCGGGAUCCGGCUGGGAUUUUCGAGCUGGUGGAAGUGGUGGGAAAUGGCACCUAUGGACAAGUCUAUAAGGGUCGUCAUGUUAAAACUGGUCAGCUGGCAGCCAUCAAAGUUAUGGAUGUUACUGAGGAUGAAGAGGAAGAAAUCAAACUGGAGAUAAAUAUGCUGAAGAAAUAUUCUCAUCAUAGAAAUAUUGCAACAUAUUACGGUGCUUUUAUUAAAAAGAGCCCCCCUGGACACGAUGACCAGCUCUGGCUUGUUAUGGAGUUCUGCGGGGCCGGGUCCAUCACAGACCUCGUGAAGAACACCAAGGGCAACACGCUCAAGGAGGACUGGAUUGCCUACAUCUCCCGGGAGAUCCUGAGGGGACUGGCACAUCUCCACAUCCAUCACGUGAUUCACCGGGACAUCAAGGGCCAGAAUGUAUUGCUGACAGAGAACGCAGAGGUGAAACUUGUGGACUUUGGCGUGAGCGCACAGUUGGACAGGACGGUGGGGAGGAGGAACACGUUCAUAGGCACCCCCUACUGGAUGGCCCCCGAGGUCAUUGCCUGUGACGAGAACCCUGAUGCCACCUACGACUACAGGAGUGACUUGUGGUCUUGCGGCAUCACGGCCAUUGAGAUGGCAGAAGGCGCUCCCCCUCUCUGCGACAUGCACCCGAUGAGAGCCCUGUUCCUCAUCCCCAGAAACCCUCCUCCCCGGCUGAAGUCCAAAAAAUGGUCAAAGAAGUUUUUUAGUUUUAUAGAAGGGUGCCUAGUGAAGAAUUACAUGCAGCGGCCUUCCACAGAGCAGCUUUUGAAACAUCCUUUUAUAAGGGAUCAGCCGAACGAAAGGCAAGUUAGAAUCCAGCUUAAGGACCACAUCGACCGGACCAGAAAGAAGAGAGGAGAGAAAGAUGAAACUGAGUAUGAGUACAGCGGGAGUGAGGAAGAGGAGGAGGAAGUGCCUGAGCAGGAGGGAGAGCCGAGCUCCAUCGUCAAUGUCCCCGGGGAGUCGACACUGCGGCGGGACUUCCUGAGGCUGCAGCAGGAGAACAAGGAGCGGUCGGAGGCUCUGAGGCGGCAGCAGCUCCUCCAGGAGCAGCAGCUCCGGGAGCAGGAGGAGUACAAGCGGCAGCUGCUGGCAGAGAGACAGAAGCGGAUCGAGCAGCAGAAGGAGCAGAGGCGGCGGCUGGAGGAGCAACAAAGGAGAGAGCGUGAAGCCAGAAGGCAGCAAGAACGUGAGCAGCGGCGACGCGAGCAGGAGGAGAAGCGGCGUCUGGAGGAACUGGAGAGAAGGCGAAAGGAAGAGGAGGAGAGGAGACGGGCAGAGGAGGAGAAGAGGAGAGUUGAAAGGGAACAGGAGUAUAUCAGGCGGCAGCUGGAAGAGGAGCAGCGGCACUUGGAACUCCUUCAGCAGCAGCUGCUCCAGGAGCAGGCCAUGCUACUGGAGUGCCGCUGGCGGGAGGUGGAGGAGCACCGGCAGGCGGAACGGCUCCAGAGGCAGCUGCAGCAAGAACAAGCCUAUCUCCUGUCUCUACAGCAUGACCACCGGCGGCCGCCCCCGCAGCCCCCGCAGCCCCCGCAGGACAGGAGCAAGCCCAGCCUCCAUGCUGCUGAGCCCAAGGCCCACUACGAGCCUGCCGAGCGGGCCCGGGAGGUGGAAGAUAGAUUUAGGAAAACUAACCACAGCUCCCCCGAAGCCCAGUCUAAGCAGACAGGCAGAGUAUUGGAGCCACCAGUGCCUUCCAGAUCAGAGUCUUUUUCCAACGGCAACUCCGAGGCUGUGCACCCCGCCUUGCAGAGGCCCGCCGAGCCACAGGUACAGUGGUCCCACCUGGCAUCUCUCAAGAACAGUGUUUCCCCUGUCUCGCGAUCCCAUUCCUUCAGUGACCCUUCUCCUCCCAAAUUUGCACACCAUCAUCUUCGCUCUCAGGACCCAUGUCCACCUUCCCGCAGUGAGGUGCCGAGUCAGAGCUCUGACCCUAAGUCGGAGGUACCUGACCCCACCCAAAAGGCUUGGUCUAGAUCAGACAGUGACGAGGUGCCUCCAAGGGUUCCAGUGAGAACAACGUCCCGGUCCCCUGUCCUGUCCCGUCGGGACUCCCCACUGCAGGGCGGUGGGCAGCAGAAUAGCCAAGCAGGUCAGAGGAACUCCACCAGCAGUAUCGAGCCCCGGCUGCUGUGGGAGAGAGUGGAGAAGCUGGUGCCCAGGCCUGGCAGUGGCAGCUCCUCGGGGUCCAGCAACUCAGGAUCCCAGCCUGGGUCCCACCCUGGGUCUCAGAGCGGCUCCGGGGAGCGCUUCAGAGUGAGAUCAUCAUCCAAGUCUGAAGGCUCUCCAUCUCAGCGCCUGGAAAAUGCAGCGAAAAAGCCUGAAGAUAAAAAAGAAGUUUUGAGACCUCUCAAGCCUGCUGGCGAAGUGGACCUGACAGCACUGGCCAAAGAGCUCCGGGCAGUGGAGGAUGUGCGGCCACCACACAAGGUGACGGACUACUCCUCCUCCAGCGAGGAGUCGGGAACGACGGACGAGGAGGACGAUGAUGUGGAGCAGGAGGGGGCCGAGGAGCCCACCUCUGGACCCGAGGACACCAGAGCCGCGUCAUCUCUGAAUUUGAGCAACGGGGAAACGGAGUCCGUGAAGACCAUGAUCGUCCACGACGAUGUGGAAAGUGAACCGGCCGUGACCCCGUCCAAGGAGGGCACGCUGAUCGUGCGCCAGAGUGCAGUUGACCAAAAGCGCGCCAGCCAUCAUGAGAGCAAUGGCUUUGCCGGUCGCAUUCACCUCUUGCCAGAUCUCUUACAGCAAAGCCAUUCCUCCUCCACUUCCUCCACCUCCUCCUCCCCAUCCUCCAGCCAGCCGACACCCACCAUGUCCCCACAGACACCCCAGGACAAGCUCACUACUAAUGAGACUCAGUCCGCUAGUAGCACCCUCCAGAAACACAAAUCUUCCUCCUCCUUUACACCUUUUAUAGACCCCAGAUUACUACAGAUUUCUCCGUCUAGUGGGACAACAGUGACUUCUGUGGUGGGAUUUUCCUGUGAUGGAAUGCGGCCGGAGGCCAUAAGGCAAGAUCCCACCCGGAAGGGCUCAGUGGUCAAUGUGAAUCCCACCAACACUCGGCCACAGAGUGACACCCCGGAGAUUCGCAAAUACAAGAAGAGGUUUAAUUCCGAGAUUCUGUGUGCCGCCCUCUGGGGAGUGAACUUGCUGGUGGGUACAGAGAGUGGCCUGAUGCUGCUGGACAGAAGUGGCCAAGGGAAGGUGUAUCCUCUGAUUAACCGAAGACGAUUUCAACAAAUGGACGUCCUGGAAGGCUUGAAUGUCUUGGUGACAAUAUCUGGCAAAAAGGAUAAGUUACGUGUCUACUAUCUGUCAUGGUUAAGAAAUAAAAUACUGCACAAUGAUCCAGAAGUUGAGAAGAAGCAGGGCUGGACCACUGUGGGGGAUCUGGAAGGAUGCGUUCACUACAAAGUUGUAAAAUAUGAAAGAAUCAAGUUUCUGGUAAUUGCUUUGAAGAGUUCAGUAGAAGUCUAUGCGUGGGCACCCAAGCCAUACCACAAAUUUAUGGCCUUUAAGUCAUUUGGAGAAUUGGUGCAUAAGCCAUUACUGGUGGAUCUCACUGUUGAGGAAGGCCAGAGGUUGAAAGUAAUCUAUGGGUCCUGUGCUGGAUUCCAUGCUGUUGAUGUGGAUUCAGGAUCAGUCUAUGACAUUUAUCUACCCACACACGUAAGAAAGAACCCACACUCUAUGAUCCAAUGUAGCAUCAAACCCCACGCAAUCAUUAUCCUCCCUAAUACGGACGGAAUGGAGCUUCUGGUGUGCUACGAAGACGAAGGGGUUUACGUGAAUACCUACGGGCGGAUCACCAAGGAUGUGGUCCUGCAGUGGGGAGAGAUGCCAACCUCUGUAGCAUAUAUUCGAUCCAAUCAGACGAUGGGCUGGGGAGAGAAGGCCAUAGAGAUCCGGUCUGUGGAAACUGGCCACUUGGACGGUGUGUUUAUGCACAAAAGGGCUCAGAGACUGAAAUUCUUAUGCGAACGCAAUGACAAGGUGUUCUUUGCCUCGGUCCGCUCUGGGGGCAGCAGCCAGGUGUACUUCAUGACGCUGGGCAGGACCUCUCUCCUGAGCUGGUAGGCGUGGCGGCAGUGGCGAGGCCGGCCCCCCGGGUCCUCAAGAUGGAGAACUUGGAAUUCCUGGCAACUGGAGCCCGGAGCGCCCGGCGCCCAGGACGCGCUCGGACACCGCGGGCGGGGUCGCCCCCUCUCGCCCGCUCUGACCAGCCCCCCCAUUCUCCUCCCUUCCUGUCCGAAAUAAAUCGAGGCUGCCACGCAGCUGGUGCUGUUGUGACUCUCCCGUCAGGUGCUAUCAAUGUUUGGGAUCGAGCAUCGGGCAGAGCGGACGCCUCCCUCCCGCUCCAGGAUCCCGUGUCCCAGUGACUCUGCCCGUGGUGUCUGCCGGUGGAGACGGGACGCGCGGGCGGGGUGGAAGUGAGGGCCGCGGGUGUACAGGGCGCUCUGACGAGCAGUUCGCCGAAGCGGAGAGCAGAUUUAAUAUAGUAACAUUAACAAUGUAUUUAAUUGACAUUUCUUUUUUUUUGUAAUGUGACGAUAUGUGGACAAAGAAGAAGGUGCAGGUUUAAGAAGUUAAUAUUUAUAAAAUGUGAAAGACACACUAGGAUAACUUUUUUGUGGGUGGGGCUUGGGAGGCGGGGUGGGUUAGGGACCCAUUUGGUUUCUUGGGAAUCUUUUUUUUUUUUUUUCUCUUCCUCUGGGCCAAGAACUCAGUCUUUUUUCUUUUCUUUUUUUUUUCCCCCCAGUGUACCAGGUUUUGCCUAAAUCAUGUUCAGGUGAUUCUUUAAAAAAAAAAAAGAAAAAAAAGAAAAAGAGAGGGUGUGCAUUUAUUUGAAUCCUGGCCAGAACCUUGUUGUGUAACAGUAUUAGCAUUGCCUCAGUCAAAGGUUUAAUUUUUGUUUAAACCUAGAAGUGCAACAGCAGUUUCACCACCGUCUGCACUUGCGGAGGGGAAAAAUUGUUUUCAACCACGUGUUUUAUUUUUUUUGCCUACCUCAUUGUUUUUAAUGCAUUUAAGAGGUGGUUUAGUAUAUGUUUUUGGAGGGAAAACAUUAAUGCUUAAUUUAAUCUUAAUACCAAAACUAUCUGAUUGAAGUCUGACUGUUAUUUUGUCACAGGUCUCAGUUAGGCACAAGAGAAAUUGUCCUUGAAGAAGGGGAACAGCCAAAAGGCUUGUCAUGCUGUCUGGUGCGUCUGCUUUCUGAGCUGAGGCAGAUGGCUCCGUUUCCACCAGAUUCAGCCGUAGUGGUUGACGGGUGGCCAUCGCCCACGGCACAAGAGGCCUCACUGUUGUCACCUCGGUGUUGCAGACAGGUGGUCGUGUGGGGACACCCCCAUGAACUGUUAACAGUGUUGCCAGAACCUUUCCUUGGGGCAGGGGUAUGUCCCUUUUCUAAAAAUGCAAUGCACUAAAACAAUUUUAAGAAUGUAGUUAAUACUGCUCGUUCAUAAGAAAGCAUCUUCCUGUGUUUUGCAAGGUGUGAUAUUGAAGCCCUGGCUCUUCCUGUUCUCUCCCUUGCUCUCUCAUUCUCUCCCUGUUUUUUAAACAAGUUUUUCUUUAUGAAUAUGUUCAUGACAUUUGUAAUAAAUGUCUUGGGUAAUAAUUGGUUUCACUGGCUUCUGGUCACUCACUUCCUCGGAGGAUGUUAAUCUCUUGGUAAAGGGGCAGUGCCUGGCCUCGUGGCUCUACCAUCUGCCCACCCUUCCUCUCCUUGAAUUCUGAUGAGAAUGCUGCGUUCACAAAACUAAAGCUCGGAGUUUCAUGGGAAUAAUCCUCAUCUGUGGUGAAUUUUCUCUUAUAACCUGAAAAUGGAGGUUUUCCUUCCACCAUACAGUGAUCACUGGCACCUGUUUGCCGAGGCCCGGCCUGGCAUUCGUGUCCCAUUUGGCAUCUGCUAUGACUCGUCAUUCUCUUUCUUCUGGGUCAGCAUAUUUGCCAGAGGCUCUCCUUUGAAUUACAGAAACCUAGUGAAAAGAACAGAAACUCAGAGAUGCAGAAAUAGCAGCUGGCCUCAGGCCCCCACCAGGACAGGCUGUUUUGAAAGGACGAGCUGGGUAGAUGGGUUUUCUGUGCGUGUGACUUUGGCUUAGUGCGAUGUCCAGAGCAGAAAGAGCUCGUUCUUUCCCAUUGGUUCGUACUUAACGUAGAGGAAAUUGGGGAGCUCCUCCCACUUGGGAGGGGCUCGAGAAGGGCAGAUUCCGUCACCAGAGGACUGCUGUCAUUGUCACGUUGCUGCCAGCUCUUGACCUAAGAUGAAAUGCACCAUAGUGAUCACGUGAGCCAGGAGGAGAAAGGGGCGUAUCAGUUGUCGCCCCACGCGUGGCUUUGGUGAAAGGUAAAAGUUGGGUAGGUGUCUUUGAAAAAAUACUAAGCUGCUGAUACUGACACAGAAGAGGUGAAAAAAAAAAAAAAAGGAUGAGGCCCCAUGGUCCUGAUAAUCCAGACUUGACAUGCACUCAGUGUCUGUAAGGCCAGGGCUGUGACCCACACAGAUGGCGCCAGUGGUGUUUCCUUGGAAUCGCUGAGUACCAAGAACUUGUCAGAAACCAGACGCCCCUUCGAGGUGAGGGGUCGGUCCCGGCUCAGGUCAGAGCGCCCAGCCCUCUGGGGUUGGAGGUGGACGUGACAGAGUCCGUGCCUGGGCUUAGCUGACUGGGGCCAGCGGCCUCUGGUCCCUGUGGGGUGGUUUCUGGCUCUCCUUCCCUUCGUGGCCUCGCCGCCUUGUGAACCAGACUGUGUUGCUACAGCAUGAAGCAGGUGCCUGGUGGGUUUCUCCACAGAAGAGGGUGAGCUGUCGCAGUUUCAUCCUUCUGGAGAAAGGGAAUGUCGUUUUCCUUUAGCAGGGUAGUGAUGUCACAGAAGUGCCAAGAUGGCAGAGUUACAGUUGAAAAUAGGGGAGUUCCCAUCAUGGUGCAGCGGAAAUUAAUCUGACUAGGAGCCAUGAGGUGGCGGGUUCGAUCCCUGGCCUCACUCAGUGAGUUAAGGAUCCCAAGUUGCUGUGGCUGUGGUGUAGGCCAGCGGCUAUAGGUCAGAUUGGACCCCUAGCCAGGGAACCUCCAUAUGCCAUGGGUGCAGCCCUAAAAAGCAGGAAAAAAAAAGGGGAGAGAGAAAAUAGUAUUACAAUGAUAACAUUAAAUACAGAACAUUAAGAACUAUGACAGCAGUGCUCUUCAAAAUACCAGUAUGGCUCUAGGUUUAGUCAAAGCUUUAAUAAAUGAUACUUUUCUGUAUUUAAAUUGGACUCUGUAUUGAGUUCACUGUUUUUACGUUUUCUCAUGCACGUUACGUUGAAGAAAAUGUUUACAAAGGGCAGUUUUGUUACACUAAUGUGCAUCACGUAUUUAUGGUUUAUUUUUAAAUGGUUUUUUAUGGGUUAUUUAGGUUUUUGUCUUACUAGUCCAUUUACAGUGAUUCAUAAUCCCUAAUUUUGCCAAUUAUAAAUUUGCUAAACAAUAAUGCAAAUGACAAGCUGCAUUAAAUUUACUAAUCAGAGCUGCAAAGCAGACCAGUGGCAAGUCCACACAGCCUUCUCUGUUUUCAGUGCUAACUUGUUUUCUCUGUAUUAUGAAAAUUACUGUUGUCCCUCUUCUCCCUUUUUUUGUCCUCAAAUAAAGUAAAGAUAACACCUA
Molecule: messenger RNA, 7909 nt
Organism: Phacochoerus africanus (Common warthog)
Lineage: Eukaryota; Metazoa; Chordata; Mammalia; Artiodactyla; Suidae
Gene: MAP4K4
Product: mitogen-activated protein kinase kinase kinase kinase 4
Exons: 33
Coding region: 174-4343 (1389 amino acids)
Biological process (GO): protein phosphorylation
Molecular function (GO): protein kinase activity; ATP binding
Source: RefSeq, a predicted model, not a curated record